Messenger RNA from Aspergillus calidoustus, 1050 nucleotides. The record is from the annotation of a GenBank genome assembly. Lineage: Eukaryota; Fungi; Ascomycota; Eurotiomycetes; Eurotiales; Aspergillaceae.
AUGCCUCUCAUUGCUCAAAACCCUCUACCGAGGACAAUCCUUGGGUUGAUGACCUUUGGACCGGACGUAUCAACUGGAGCACGAAUCACCUCGCUCGACGAAUUCAACAAGCACUUGGACUACUUUCAACAACAAGGGUUCAACGAAAUUGAUACUGCCCGGAUUUACGUUGGUGGAAAGCAGGAAGCUUGGACAAGAGAAGCAAAGUGGAAAGAGCGAGGGUUAACUUUGGCGACAAAGUGGUACCCCAAGACACCCGGUGACCAUAAAGGCGAUGUCAUUCGCAAGAAUCUUGAGCUCUCUCUUAGUGAGCUCGGGACGGACCAGGUCGAUAUCUUCUAUCUGCACGCACCAGAUCGGUCCAUUCCUUUUGCCGAGACGCUGGAAGCUGUCAAUGAGCUGCAUAAGGAGGGAAAGUUUGUGCAACUGGGCCUGAGCAAUUUCGCGGCGUUCGAGGUUGCAGAGAUAGUUACACUGUGCAAUGAGAGAGGCUGGGUGCGACCGACUAUUUUCCAGGCAAUGUACAACGCUAUUACUCGCUCGAUCGAAACGGAACUGAUUCCUGUAUGCAAGCGUUAUGGCAUUGACAUCGUCAUCUACAACCCCCUUGCUGGUGGUAUCUUCUCAGGCAAAUACAAGACAAAGGACGUCCCCGCAGAGGGCCGAUUCAGCGACAAUGCCAACCAUGGCGCUAUGUACCGCAAACGCUAUUUCAGAGAUGCCACCUUUGAUGCUUUGGCCGUCAUUGAGCCUGUCGUUGAGAAACACGGCCUGACCCUACCCGAAACCGCCAUCCGAUGGGUCCACCACCACUCAAAGCUCAAUAUCAAAGACGGUCGCGAUGGAAUCAUUAUCGGCGUCAGCAACUUUUCUCAAUUGGAAAGCAACCUUAGAGACGUUCAAAAGGGACCUCUUCCAGAGGAAGUGGUGGACGCUCUGGACAAGGCAUGGCUGAUUACGAAACCGACAGCUCCUGACUACUGGCAUCUUGAACUCAAAUAUACCUACGACACUCAGGAAGCCCUAUUCAAGCCGAAAUCCAAAGCAUAG